This is a messenger RNA of Tupaia belangeri chinensis (Chinese tree shrew), 1944 nucleotides long. It is a transcript of the gene FABP3, whose product is annotated as fatty acid binding protein 3. Gene Ontology annotation, molecular function: lipid binding. The record is from RefSeq and is a predicted model, not a curated record. Lineage: Eukaryota; Metazoa; Chordata; Mammalia; Scandentia; Tupaiidae. The coding region runs from base 82 to 483 and encodes 133 amino acids. The transcript has 4 exons.
GCGGCAGGACGGCAGGAGCCGCCAGUUUUGGCGUGCACGCCUGUCCUUGCACCUGCUCGGUCAGCCUCAUCCAGCCACACCAUGGUGGACGCCUUCGUAGGCACCUGGAAGCUGGUUGACAGCAAGAAUUUCGAUGACUACUUGAAGUCACUUGGUGUGGGUUUUGCCACCAGGCAGGUGGCCAGCAUGACCAAGCCCACCACCAUCAUUGAGAAGAACGGGGACAAAAUCACCAUAAAGACACAGAGCACCUUCAAGAACACGGAGAUCAGCUUUAAGCUGGGGGAGGAGUUCGAUGAGACGACAGCAGAUGACAGGAAGGUCAAGUCUAUUGUCACGCUGGAUGGGGGCAAACUCAUCCACUUGCAGAAGUGGGACGGGCAAGAGACGACGCUCGUGCGGGAGCUGAGUGACGGGAAACUCAUCCUGACACUCACCCACGGCAGUGCCGUCUGCACCCGCACCUACGAGAGAGAAGCGUGAGCGGCUCACACCGUCACCGACUGCUCCUCUGCCAACGGGCUGCACCUCGCCUCAGCCUGCACUGCCUCAGUCUCCUCCGGUGUCUUUUACAACCACCCAGGAUGGGGACCUCCGGGGGUCUGGCAGCACCAGCCCAGACUCGGCUCCGUCCCCAUGUGUGUGUGGUUUAACUUCACCCAAAGGGUGCUCUGAGGUCAAUAAAGAGACAAAGCCACGCCACUGCCUUUGCCUUUGCCGACAUGACUCUGGCUGGGAGUCUGUUCCCGUGUAUCAGACUGUGUGGACUGAAAUGACACCCUAAAGGUCACUCAGAAAGAGGCACUGGAGACUAGACAGCCUCCGGGACUGCUAGUCAGUGGGUCGCCUUACACGUUCAAUAAUAAAAUAGCUGUACCUGCGCCUCACCUGCACUGCCCCUCCCCAUGGCCCCGAGAACCAGUCCUGCCGAUGGCAGGGCAUCCUCCAGGCUCAGCUACUGAGCUGCCUUCCCCCAGCCUGCCCCGAACGCUUCUGGUCUGGCUCUCCUCGGCACAGCGCUGCGGCCUGUCCCUUCCAGAACGCGGGCUCGUGUCGUGGUGGUAGGAGAAAAUGACACUGGGCAAGAUGACUGCUGAGCCCCUGCCUCUGCACCCUGCCGGCAUGCAGGCUACAGGUUUUGACUGUACCAGCUCUGGGGAAGAGUCACCUGAUCACAACGGAAGGGAGAGCUUCCACUGAUCUCCCAAGGAGGCUGUGGCCUGCUGUGUCUCUGGCUUUGUACCUCAGCUGGGCCUCUCUCCAAGGUCUAAAGUAACAUAUUAAAUGUUUUUCUGUCAACAAAUGCAGGCUCAGUGACUUUAAGUCUGUAAGUUACACAGGAACAAAGAUUAUAGGAAUAGGAACUUCAAGUGAAUUUGAAACCAAACACACAUCCAUUUAGUCCCAAGAAUUUAAGCAGAGACCGGAAGUGGAGCUAACCCUCCCACGGUAGCAGGCAGCACGUGGAGCAGUGGUCCUGACUUCAGCUGUCUGGUGCAGGGGUCUGUGAAAUGUCACACCCGAGCUAGUCCACGCCGCAGGUCAUCCUCCCCGGGCAGUGGUCACUGGCCAUCACUUCUAGCAUAGUGGAGCCAUGUUGGGGGAGUGGGAGAAGCGGGCACAGUGUUCUUCCUGCUGCCGGGCUCUCCGUGCCCACGUUACAUGGAGCAGAGAUCACGGCCAAUCCGCCCAAGACAGACGAACAGGCAGGGGCCAACCACUGUGUUCGCCAUGACAACGGCUGCAGCUGUGCAGCAGUACCUGGGGUCCCUGGAGAGGAACUCCGUUCUGGCAGUGACAGCUGGAGAAACAGGACUUCUGCUGGAGGCGGGAAGUUGGGUGAAUGAAUAAGGGGGUGGCAGGGGCCACUAGGAAAGGGACUAGGAGAAAACAACUCAACUCAGGCAGCCACUCCAGCCCUGACUCCCAAAGCUGCCUUAGGGG